Gekko japonicus is the source of this 1394-nucleotide messenger RNA. Its product is annotated as apoptosis regulator BAX-like. Gene Ontology annotation, biological process: positive regulation of apoptotic process; release of cytochrome c from mitochondria; intrinsic apoptotic signaling pathway in response to DNA damage. Gene Ontology annotation, cellular component: mitochondrial outer membrane. The record is from RefSeq and is a predicted model, not a curated record. Gene Ontology annotation, molecular function: channel activity; protein heterodimerization activity; protein homodimerization activity. The coding region runs from base 383 to 994 and encodes 203 amino acids. NCBI's taxonomy places the organism in Eukaryota, Metazoa, Chordata, Lepidosauria, Squamata, Gekkonidae. The transcript is spliced from 6 exons.
CAACAGUGACUCACGCAGAGACGCCCCUUGGACCGCUCAGGUUUCUUUCUCCUGCCCCACCCCGCUUGGAAGCACAAGCACCACUCCGGCUUCUUGAAAUUGCACCCCCCACACAGACACACACACACCCCGGCCCUGGACGUGCGCCUGGCGGCUUUCCGAGUUUCCCUUUCGGUUGUUCAACUCCAUCCUUCCCAUGUGCCUCCGACGCCGCUUUUCGGCCUCCUGACAACUGGGUCCGGGGCGGCUCCUUCGGCAAGAGCGGCCUUCUUCCUCUCCCUUGUUCUGGCCUUCUUGAGCCUGGGUGUUUGGGACUUUUCCGCCGAGGGCGAGGCGCCUCCCGGGAAGAGCCGUGCGCGCGGGCCUGCGCUCCGACUCGGCCAUGGCUGCAGAGGCGGCGGCCGGGCGGCAGCUCCCGCCAUCCUCGGGGGGGCCAGGGGCUUCUGACAACCUCUCGUACAUCCUUCGGGUUGGAAGGGCCCUUCUGAUUGGAUUCAUCAGAUCUCUGUUUCAGCAACAUGCCAAUGACCAUCCUCAGCGGGCCUCAGUGGAACAGCUGAGUGAAGACGUCGCACUGAUGGAUGACUUGGCUAGGGAGGAUGUGUCAGCUGCUGACCAGGUCUCCUCGCUGCGAGAAUUCAUGCUCCGCCUGUGGCAAGAACUCAGCAAUAACUCAGAAAUCACCAGUAUGGUGCAUAGUGUCACCGGUAACUCUAACAACCCACUCAAAGUCCUGGCCGAAGUCUCAGAGACCAUGUUUGCCAACGGGAUCAACUGGGGUCGGAUUGUUGUCUUCUUCUACUUUGCGUACAGAGUCAUUGCCCAGACUAGUUCCAGCUGGUUCCCUGCUGUUCUGGAAUGGGCUACAGACUUCUUGCAGAACCGCCUGGUGGCUUGGAUCCAGCAACAGGGGGGCUGGAUUGCUAUGCUGAAUUACACCAUUUCUUCAAGGUGUAGACGGAGACCAGAGAACACCCUCAGCUCUAUGGACUGAUGCACUUACACUCCUGUUGCAAAUGGGACUGAAAAUAAUUUGAUGCCCUGCAAAUUUGCUCUCUGCCAUGACCACAAUAUGGCAGAUGUGAAACUUCUUCUUAAGAGUGUUGGGGGUUUAGAGGCUAGUGUUUCUCCCUUUGGCCUGUGAGAGAGGGUCUCGAAUCCUUUUUUUGAGUCAUGAAGCUUGCUGGGCAACUUCAGGCCUGUCACCGUCUUUCAGCAUAACCUUCCUCAUAGGGUUGUUGUGAAGCUUCACGGAGAUAACCUCUGUAUUUCUCACCAUGAGCUCUUACGGGCAGGGACAGGAUAUAAAUAUAUUUUCCAGGGAUGUAUUGUUUCAAUAAAAUACUCUGUCUAAAAACCCAGCAUCCCAUUUGUGGAGGGGGUUUGCAGGGCUU